This is a messenger RNA of Mytilus trossulus (common blue mussel), 2343 nucleotides long. Its product is annotated as E3 ubiquitin-protein ligase TRIM36-like. The record is from RefSeq and is a predicted model, not a curated record. Bases 142 to 1902 code for a protein of 586 amino acids. Lineage: Eukaryota; Metazoa; Mollusca; Bivalvia; Mytilida; Mytilidae. Gene Ontology annotation, molecular function: zinc ion binding. The transcript has a single exon.
AUGUAUAUAUUUAGGUAUGCAAAGUGUAAAGAUUUGUGCAAUAAUACCGAUCAAUACUGAUAAAAGAUAAAACAUAUCUCAAAUAAUCACUUAAUAGAGUCAUGUUUAUACAAGAAAUUUAACCAGUAAACCCCCAUAAAAAUGGCUGCUGUGAAACAGAGUCAGUGUUCUGUCAAAUGUAAUCUUUGUGAAGAAGAUGUUAAACUUAACUGGAAGUGUAUACAGUGUGAUUUUUUAAUAUGUGGAAAAUGCAAGAAAAUUCACAUGAACGUAAAAAGUAACGAAAAACAUACAAUAAUUGACAUCAAGGACAUAAGUCAGUUUACCGAUGUUCAUGAUGUUAGCAGAUUAGAUUUUAAAUCCAUUAUCUGUGAAGAACAUCCAGAUGAAGCCUGUUGUCUUUAUUGUGACUCAUGUGAUCAGACAGUCUGUCCUGUCUGUGUUGCAAAAACUCAUAAAUCUCAUAAUCUCUUAGAAAUCAAAGAAAAAUAUGAAGCUAAAACAGAUAAUCUGAACCAGGAGAAAAUGAAAGUACAGAGUGAAAAGGAAUACUGCAGUAAUGAGAAGGAAAAAUUACACUCUUUGAAAUCAGAUGAAAAGUCCAAGUAUACUUCUGCAAGACAAGAAAUCCUGACACAGGAAUUGUAUAUGAAAGAAGAAGUUGGAAAAUUUGCAAAAAAUCUCUUAGACGAAUUGGACAAAAGAUGGGCAAAAGUUGAGAGGGAAUUAGACAUAGAGACCAGGAAAAAAGACCAAACUAUAAAAAAUUUAGAUGACAGAUUGAAUGAGCUUAAUUCCAUUAUCAACAAUGUAAAAAUAUCACUGAAAAAGAAAACAAAAACUACUGAAAUGCAAAACACAGAAAAUGAAGUUAAUCUACCAUCUUCAUCUCAAGUCAUUACCUCUCUGCCAGAUUUUGUACCAGGAAGGAUAAAUAAGGACCACUUCGGCACCUUGAAAGAUAUUGAGGCUGAUGAAAAUAAACCCUCAGUUAAAAUUGAAGUAACAAUUACAAAAGAAUUUCAAACUAAACUUUCAAGAGUGUCUUAUUUAUGUUCAUCCCACAAUGAUUUUCUGUGGAUUGGGAUCAAUAUGCCUACUAGGGAAAAUAAAAGAUCAACUCUCUUUUCUAAGAAAACAAUAACAUUACAUAAAGUAAUGCCAGAAGAAAAUAAAUUAAAAACACUGUGUGAACUGGAUGUCCGCAUUAUAGACAUAGCAACAACCCCAUCAGAUACUGUUAUCUUAGUUACCGAUGAUGCAAAACUCAUAGAAAUUGACCAAUCAGAUAAGGUGAUAGAUUCUAAGUACAAUGACUUUUAUUAUGUUGAUUCAUACCUUCUAUUUAUCUAUAAACCAACUUGUAUCCAUUUCACAACAAGAAAUACAAUAGCAAUUGGAGGAAGAACAAGUUCAAAAGACAGAGGAGCUGUUAUUCUUAUGGAUAUAAAUGGAAAGGUUUUAGCAAAAUAUGAAACAGAUAAAAAAUCGGGACCAAUUUUCACUAACCCUUUGAGGAUAACCAGUACAAGCAAUGGUAAGAUUUGGGUUAUAGAUGCAGAAGAUGACAACUGUGGAUCCGUUGUUGUUUUAACACAAGAAAAUGUCGUCCAUGUGUAUAGGGGCAAUCUUGACAUGGAUACUUGCGAGAAACAAUUUAAUCCUCAAUACAUAACAACAACCCCUCUGGACAACAUCAUUAUUACAGACACUUACAACCAUAUGCUACAUGUGCUGAACAAAGAUAUACAACUACUCGCUCACUAUAGUACUAGAGACAUUGGAAUACUCUAUCCAACUUCUGUGGUAUUCACCAGUGCUGGCAAUGUCUAUAUUGGAAGUUCUUCUUCUCAACAGAAUGAAAAGGCAAAACUAUAUAAAGUUAACUUUGUUGAAUAUUGAAAGUCAUGAAGAUUAAAGAUUGUCUUUUUACUGUAAACCAUAUUUUAAAGUAUUAUCAUUUGUUUGUUUCCUUUUAUUAUGUUAGAAAUUUUAAUUCACAUAUAAUGAUAUGGCACAUAAUUUCAAAGAUUGGACACAAUUUGUACAACAUGUCAUUUUAGCUUUUCUCAUCACUUGGCGUCCGUCAUCCAUCGUCUGUCAUCUGUAGUCGCUGCUGUUCAGUUUUACAAACUCCUCUGAAACUACUAGGCUAAAUUUAACAAAACGUGUCCACAAUCAUCAUUGGGGUAUUAAGUUUUAAAAAAUGUAUCCAGUGAUCAACAAAGAUGGCCGCCAUGGCUAAAAAUAGAAGUUAAAAUAAAUGAAAUGUAGAUUUUGGCUUAUAUCUCUGAAACCAAAGCAUUUAGAGCAAAUCUUUAAAGAUGUAAAAUGGUUUAUCUG